Megalobrama amblycephala (Wuchang bream) is the source of this 2699-nucleotide messenger RNA. RefSeq names its product ubiquitin conjugating enzyme E2 Wb (gene ube2wb). Lineage: Eukaryota; Metazoa; Chordata; Actinopteri; Cypriniformes; Xenocyprididae. The transcript has 6 exons. The coding region runs from base 132 to 587 and encodes 151 amino acids. The record is from RefSeq and is a predicted model, not a curated record.
AAUAUAGCGCACUGAGGUCGAUUUCGGACUAUCAGCGCGUGUUAUCAGAACGCAGAAGCGCUCGUGUGUCACGUGACGGUGACGUCAGUCGCCCUGCGUUACUGUGCGCCACUGAUGCAGGGGGAUCCAUCAUGGCGUCGAUGCAGAAAAGGUUACAGAAAGAACUGCUAGCCUUGCAGAAUGAUCCACCCCCUGGAAUGACCCUAAAUGAGAAGAGCGUACAGAACACCAUCACACAAUGGAUUGUGGAUAUGGAAGGAGCCUCUGGUACUCUUUAUGAAGGGGAGAAAUUUCAGCUUCUAUUUAAAUUUAGUAGUCGUUAUCCCUUUGACUCACCUCAGGUAAUGUUCACAGGAGACAAUAUACCUGUCCAUCCCCACGUUUAUAGCAAUGGCCACAUCUGCCUGUCCAUCUUAACGGAGGAUUGGUCACCAGCUCUUUCGGUGCAGUCUGUUUGUCUUAGCAUUAUUAGCAUGCUGUCUAGCUGCAAAGAGAAGAGGCGGCCACCUGAUAACUCCUUUUAUGUACGGACAUGUAAUAAAAAUCCAAAGAAGACAAAAUGGUGGUAUCAUGAUGACACCUGUUAAUAUGAACUUUCUAGAACUCCCGGAGGGAAGAAGUCCUACUGACCUAUAAAAGCACUUUUUUAAAUCAUAUGGUCUCUGAACUUUAACCUUGGACUCAAACUCAAGCAUGGACUCAGACCACAAACAUGGGAGAUGAUGUCAGCUGUGUUACCGGUAACCAGUUGGAUGCAUGUUUGGGGGGAAAAAAAACCAGAUGAAGAAAGGAAAUAAAUUUGAAAGAGAAUGGAAACGGACCCAUCAUCUAUUUGGUGUGGAGAAAUGUAGAUUUAUCCAGGAAGAAUUAAUUCUUUUUGUAGUGAGAUUGCUUUGUCUUGGACCACACACACACACGUUCCUGUUCUUUUUUGUCAUUGGUAUGUUUUAGGGUCCAUGUGUCUCGUGCAAUAACAAGGAUGGGUGCGUAACAGGGCCAAUAAUGAGAAAUCCAAAUCAUAUUGUUGAAAUCCAAAACAAAUCUGGAAAAGAUUGUAGUGUCCCUUUGCUUAUCUUUCCUCUUAUUCCUACUGAAAUUUAUAUGCACUGUGAAAUGAUUUAAGAAAAGAAGAGUUCAUUGCAGUUCUACUGAUGGUGCGCCACUUCAGGGGGUAAAAUUCGGAUGCUUCACUGUAAAUAGUUUAAUUUAAGAACGGUACAGUUUUAUCUGAUUCAUCGCCAGUUCUGAUAUCACAACAAAUGGUGUUUUCAUUGUCUGUUAUGCUUGUUCAGAUUAUAUUUGCUCUGUAUGAGCAUUAAAACCAACCUUGACCAUCCAUGGACUCAUAUUUACCUCUACCAAGUCGUAUGGGAUGGAACCAGUGUUCUACGUAGUUUUGGCAUUGAAGCGAAGCUAGGUAACCCAAUAUAUUGAAUGUUGGCAACAAAGUUCCGUCUUGUUCUAUCUUAUUUGUAUAAAAUGUUUUGUAUUGAGAUGUCAGCUCAAAUCUCUUUAAACUAUUCCAUUUUAAAUGUUUUCUUCCUUGAUUGCUUUCACAUUAUUAUUUUUUUUUUUUGGUCAUGCUUUUACUUUUUUUUUUUGGUACAAGUAAUGAAAAAAGUUGAAGAAUGGCAGUAUGUUUGGGAAUGUAUGUCUUAUUUAAUUCUGGGUACUUGUUUUAUUCUCUGUAACCUCAGAUGGUUUGGAAGUUAUUGUGGUUUGUAUAUUCUCAAGAUGUUGAUUAUCCUGGUCAUACUUGUCUGGCUCAGGUAAUUUUUUCAAGGAAGACAAAAAAAAAAUCACAAAUAUUCCUGAAUAUUUUCCAUUCGAUUGUAUUUUCUCCUAAAGGACUGUUACAUAGUUAAAAAAAAUUGAUGCAUUUAACUCUUAAAAGUGAAAUUACUUAACUAAACUGGCAGCAUGGUCUAUAUGUAGAUAGACAAAUGAUUUAUUCAGAGCACAUAUUUGAUAAUGUUUGGAUCCUGCACUUUUUCCACAAUUAAAUUAUUUUAUUUCUCCAAAAAUGAGUGUUACUAGGGUCAAAGAUUAUCAGUAGUUUGGCCUUUGUUAUCUGUAAUAAUAAUAACAAAAAAAAAAAAAAAAACCUCUGUCCACAACAGUUAUAUAUGUUUGAUGUACGAUAUCUGAUUGGUAAUGUUUGAUUUCACACUGUUGAUUAACUUAAUACACUCCAAAGAUGUAUUUUUUAGCCAUUUAUUCAGAAAUACUUGAAUAUUCCAAACCUGGUUGGCUUGUCUUCUUUUCCAUUUUCUGUGGUACUUCCAAGUGAAUGUGUUGGUGUAGAAAAAAAUGGAGAUGGCCAUGACUCUUCCCUCUGCACACAAUAUCAGGAUACUUUGUGUUACACAUGUAAUUGUCCUUACUACUGAAAGAAAAUGUUUGACAACAGGGCUAAACUUGAAUGUGUGAUUGGCAUUUGAGAAUUAAAUUGGUGUUAUAUUGGACACCUGUCAUCAUUUGAAAGGAAGUUAAUAAGUGUAUAUGGUUAAGUAGACUUGGGUAUCUCUGAACAGUUUUUUUGUUUGUUUGUUUGUUUAAUGAAGGGUUCUAAUUAAAUUUUGGUUUGCAAGUUAUAAGAGGUGAUAGUUAUUUUUCUUAUUCUUUCUUUGAGUUUUUUUGGUAUGUACAAAUUAUGUAAGUUGUGCCUGUUAAUUUAAAAAUAAAAAUACAGGUUUUGA